UAUCCUCUAAGAUUGCUGGGGUGAGGUUGAAAAAUUUGUCCAAGACAAAAUUUAAUUAUCAUCUUCGAUUCUCCAUCGCCGCCAUUUUCGGUUCUGCAAGAAUGCUUCCAAGAAAGCUCCUCACUUUCUCUCUUUUCAUUUUCUUCUUCUUCUCCAUCUCCCACUGCUUCAUCUUCGAUUUCCCGUCUUUCAGCCUCAGAAAUCUCACCCUUCUUGGGGACUCGUAUCUCAGAAACGGCGUCGUCGGGCUCACCAGAGAGCUCGGAGUUCCGGCGUCAAGCUCCGGCUCUGUGAUCUACAACAACCCGGUCCGGUUCUUGGACCAAGAAUCCAACGUGACCGCCUCUUUCACCACGAGAUUCUCUUUUUCCAUCGGGAACGUCAAUCCGGCGUCGUUUGGGGACGGGCUGGCCUUCUUCCUCUCCGGUGACAACCAGACGUUGGGGAGUCCCGGCGGCUAUCUGGGCCUGGUCAACUCGUCGCAGUUGACCAAGAACAGGUUUGUGGCGGUGGAGUUUGACACGCGGCAGGAUUUGCACUUCGCUGAUCCGGACGGGAACCAUGUCGGGUUGGAUCUCGACAGCCUUGUCUCCGUCAAGACGGCGAACGCCGGUCUGGCCGGCGUCAAUCUGAAGUGCGGGAACGUGAUUACGGCGUGGGUCGAUUACAGGCACGAGGAGAAGAAGCUGGAGGUUUUCUUGAGUUACUCCAGCUUCAAGCCGGAAACCGCUUUACUGGCGGUCGGAAUCGAUCUCUCGGAGUUCUUGCAGGAGUUUAUGUUCGUGGGCUUCUCCGGCUCCACCGAGGGAAGCACGGAGUUGCAUUGCAUCGAGAGUUGGAGCUUCCAGACGUUCGGGUUCAGGGAUUCGAGGCCAAGAAUCCGGCCACACAACGUUAACUCCGUUUACUCUGUUCCCUUCAAACCGCCGAUCCCGGCCGCCGACUCCGGCGACAACCGCCACCGCAGCAAGAAUCUCCGUCUGGGUCUGGGUAUCGCAAUCCCCUCAUUCUUCUGCGCCCUUCUUGCCCUUUUAGGUCUGUUCGCGGCCAAGAAACUGAAGAGGGGAAACAAGAAACAGAGGGUUCUGAAAACAGACGUGAAGGCGGCGGGCCCCAGACAGUUCACAUACAAAGAGCUGAGAAUCGCCACCAAGGGGUUCAACGCCGGGAGGAUCAUAGGCAACGGCGCGUUUGGGACGGUUUACAAGGCCGUUUUCCCGAAUUCAGGGAACGUAGCAGCCGUGAAGAGAUCCAAACACGAAGGGAAAACGGAAUUCGUUGCAGAACUGUCCAUCAUAGCAGGGCUAAGGCACAAGAAUCUGGUUCAGCUCCAAGGCUGGUGCGUCGAUAAGGACGAAUUGCUUCUAGUCUACGAGUUCAUGGCCAACGGGAGCCUAGACAAGGUCCUAUACAAAGAAUCCGAGCAGAAAAACCCGCUGAAAUGGUGUCACAGAUACAAUAUAGCUCUGGGUUUGGCCUCAGUUCUUACAUACCUGCACCAAGAAUGUGAGCAGCAGGUGAUCCACAGAGACAUCAAAACCAGCAACAUAAUGUUGGACUCAGGCUACAACCCGAGGCUCGGGGAUUUUGGGCUUGCGAGGCUAAUGGACCACGACAAAAGCCCGGUGUCCACCUUAACGGCGGGGACAAUGGGGUACCUUGCCCCAGAGUAUCUGCAGUAUGGGACAGCAACUGAGAAGACUGAUGUGUUCAGCUAUGGAGUGGUGAUACUGGAGGUGGCUUGUGGGAGGAGGCCCAUUGAGAAGGAAGGGGUAAAUUUGGUAGAUUGGGUUUGGAGGCUCCAUUCUUUUGGGAGGAUAAUUGAUGCAGCAGACAAAAGGUUGUGUGGGGAGUUUGAGGAGGAAGAGAUGAAGAAACUUUUGGUUGUGGGGCUGAGCUGUGCUAAUCCAGAUGGCCAUGAGAGGCCUUCAAUGAGGAGAGUUCUGCAAAUACUCAACAAUGAAGCUGAGGCUUUGGAUGUCCCAAGGGUGAAGCCUACUUUGACAUUCUCCAACAGUUUGCCACUCAGCAUUGAUGACAUCUUUUCAGAUGUUGAAGAAGGAGGAGGACAAGAAGUUCAGAAACAAGAGGAUUGCUUAGAGAUCAAACUUGAAGAUUCAUCUUUUUCAUCCUCAAUCUCUUCAAACAUGCCCAAUCUGCAACUCAGUGUUGGUGGGAUCUUCUCAGAGGAUGAAGACUGCAGGAGCCCCUUGGAGAUCAAACUUGAUUCCUUUGAGCAACACUCUUUCCCCAGAUAUGAUGAUGCGUGAAGUGAAUUCUUGUUUUUCUGCAACUGCUAAUAGGGUGUUUUUGGUCAUUCUUUGAUUCCAACAGUUUGUUAGAUGAGAUAUAAAGGUGUGAGAGAGCUUUAGGUGCUGAGUUCAAAGUCAUUCCAUUGAACUCUUGUUUGUUUUGCCUUUUCUGUCUAGUGCUGCUACUUUUUACACUAUCUUUUAUGGAGAUUUUAGUAAAGAUUUCAUUUUUUU
Messenger RNA from Cuscuta campestris, 2486 nucleotides. NCBI's taxonomy places the organism in Eukaryota, Viridiplantae, Streptophyta, Magnoliopsida, Solanales, Convolvulaceae. The record is from the annotation of a GenBank genome assembly.